AUGAUUGCAAGUUAUUUGGCUGCUCUCGCUUUCGCAGGCUCGGCUUUUGCAGCAGCUCCUUAUUCGGAAUACAUUCUCGCCCCAUCGCAGCGUGUCUUGACACCAGUCUCUGUCCACCAAGCCAAUGGCUCCGUCACCAAUCCUUCUGGUCUUACAGAGAAUGGAAAUGGCAACACUGCUCUGGCUGGUCGCUCUGCUGUGACUUACGACUACGGCAAGAACAUUGGUGGACUGGUGUCCUUCACCGUCUCAUCCGUGAACGGCACUGGCAAUUACAUCGGCAUCUCAUUCUCAGAGUCGUCCUUCUGGAUCAGCCCUGAUGGCAGCGAUGCUACACAGAACGUCGGCAUCGAUGAGACACUCUGGUACCUUGUCAAUGCCACUGGUGAUUACACACUCGACAACGACCAUCAACGAGGUGGUUUCAGAUAUCUCAACGUCAACCAUAACAGCUCUGGAUCCGUGGCUUUGAGCUCGAUCACCACGAACUUUACUGCCAUGCCACACUAUGCAGAUGAUGCUAUGCGUGACUAUACUGGCUAUUUCCAUUGCAAUGACGAGAUAUUGAACAGAGUCUGGUACGCCGCAGCGUAUACUGAUCAACUCUGCACGAUCCCAUCCACUUCGGGCAACUCGUUGGUUGACCUUGAGGCUAACAACACCAAUGCUACAACAUACUGGUGGUCCAAUUCCACUCUUACGAAUGGUUCACAAGCUCUUGUCGACGGUGCGAAGCGUGACAAGCUGAUCUGGCCCGGUGAUUUCUCCAUUUCGUUGCCAGGGGUCUUCCUCUCGACGAACGACCAAUCUACACUCAAGCUGUCUGUAGCACAGCUUCUCUCUGAACAGAAUGCUUCCACUGGACAGCUCCACUACGUUGCCAGUCCGACUUUCGAGCGCCCUGCCAGUGCAUUCUUCGAGGGUAUCUCGCAGGUCUACUCGUUCACCUACCACCUCUACAACCUCCUGGCGCUCAACAACUACUACAUCUAUAGUGGAGAUCUUGAGUUCCUACAGCAAAAUUGGUACCGAUUCCAGUUUGGACUCAAUUACAGCCUCUCGUCUGUCGACUCAACUGGCUUGGCGUACGUAGGCGAGAACGCCACUGCCGACUGGCUGCGAGUUGGCAUGGGCGCCCGCAAUAUCGAGGCCAACUCUGUUCUCGCAUACACCCUCACCACUGCCAUCAGCCUUGCUUACGCAGUUAACGACACGGCUCUCAUUCCGACUUGGCAGAAGUACCACGACAACAUCGUCUCGGCAGCCAACACGCUGUUGUGGGAUGAUGCCGCUGGUCUGUUCAAGGACAAUGAAACGACUACCUUGCAUCCUCAGGAUGGUAACUCGUGGGCUGUACUCUCUGGUGUUGCCAAUGCAAGCCGUGCGGCUACUAUCUCCACAAAUCUUCACGCACGAUGGGGUCCAUACGGCGCACCAGCACCUGAAGCUGGCACGACUGUAUCACCAUUUAUCAGUGGCUUCGAGCUCCAAGCUCACUUCUUGGCUGGACGACCAGAGUACGCGAUCGCAUUGAUGGAGUACAUGUGGGGUGACUUUAUGCUUGAUGACCCUCGCAUGACCAACAGCACGUUCAACGAGGGCUACGAUGUCUCUGGUGCUCUUCACUAUCCAGCUUACGAGGACGAUGCACGUAUUAGCCACGCCCACGGCUGGUCGACUGGGCCUCUACUUGCUCUGACCAACUACGCUGCUGGUCUACAUGUGAUCAACAGUACGACUUGGCUUGUUCAGCCACAGCCAGGCAACUUGACCAGCAUCGACGCAGGGUUCACUACUGCCAUUGGCACUUUCGGCGCCAAGUUCAGCAGCGGGAAUGGCUCGGUUCAGUACAGCUUCCAGACGCCAUCAGGUACUUCUGGGACUGUGAAGAUGUCUGGUGUCAGCGGUAGCCUAAAAAGCGCCAAUGGUACAAUGGUGCCUUUGGUUAAUGGCAUGGCUAGCGGAGUGCCUGGCGGAAACUGGACACUGUUGACGACUGGAAAUAGCACUCUUGGAGGCAAUGGUGGUAGUGGUAGUGCAUCGAAUGGCACGUCUGGAAGUGGGAGUGGUCCAGUGCCGUACACGGGCAGUGCGGCGAAGAUAAGUAUGGGAACGCUCAUUGGCCUUGUGGCAGUGACUGCUUUCACUCUAGUACUGUAG
This is a messenger RNA of Recurvomyces mirabilis, 2160 nucleotides long. RefSeq lists its product as uncharacterized. Bases 1 to 2160 code for a protein of 719 amino acids. NCBI's taxonomy places the organism in Eukaryota, Fungi, Ascomycota, Dothideomycetes, Mycosphaerellales, Teratosphaeriaceae. The record is from RefSeq and is a predicted model, not a curated record. The transcript is spliced from 2 exons. Gene Ontology annotation, biological process: carbohydrate metabolic process.